Insectozyma verbasci is the source of this 1353-nucleotide messenger RNA. NCBI's taxonomy places the organism in Eukaryota, Fungi, Ascomycota, Pichiomycetes, Serinales, Debaryomycetaceae. The record is from the annotation of a GenBank genome assembly.
AUGUCAUUUAAUUCAUCAUAUUUUAAUAAUGCACCUACAAUAACCCCACCUCCGAGUUUAUCAUCAUCGUAUAAUACCAAAAAUGAUUUUAAUAAUAAUAUGAAUAAUAUGAAUAAUAGUGAUUCAGGUAGUGAUAAUGAUGAUAAUAAUAAUGCAAAUAAUUACUUCAUUCCUUCUAUUGAUGAUAUUUCCAUUUAUUCAAGAUCUACCACUGGUUAUUCAAGCAAUUAUUCAUCUUUAUUCACUAAUAAUAAUAACUACAAUAUUGAUGUAAAUAAUAAUAAUAAUAAUAAUAUUAAUAAUAAUAAUUCAUCAACCGCCAUCCCAAUUAAUUCAACUAAUACUACAAAAUAUUGUACUCCAAGAUCAUUAUUUACUGUUCAAUCAAUUGAAUCAGAAAUUGAUAAUAUUCCAUUAAUUUUCAAACAAAGUAUUUGGUCAACAACUACAAUAACAACUAAAAAUUAUGACAAUAACAAAACUACUUCUGCACCACCACCACUACCAGUAUCAGUACCAGUAUCAGUACCACUACCACUACCACUACCACUACCACUACCACUACCACUACUACCACCACCACCUCCUCCUCCACCAUCAGCAACCACAAGUACAACUGAGCAACAACAACAGCAACAGCUCCAGCAAAUACAAGAGCUCCAACAAUAUCAACUUCAACAAUACGAGUAUCAACAACAACAACAACAACAACAAUACUAUUAUUUAGAUACACCUGUUACACCAAUUGAUUAUCAAUAUUAUGACAAUCCAAAUUUUCAAAAUUUUUAUUAUCAACAAUUUCCACCUUUUUACAAUUAUAACUUUCCAAGUAAUGAAGAAAUUUAUAACAAAUCAAAUUCAACAGAUUGCUUAUUUUUUAAAUCAUUUAAAAACGUUGCUUACACCGUACCUAAAAAUUCAAGAUUUUUUAUAAUUAAAUCAUAUAGUAUUUUAGAUGUAACUGCAUCAUUUAUUCAUAAUGUAUGGACUAGUACAGAAUUAGGUAAUAAAAGAUUAAAUAAAGCGUUUAAAGAAACAACUACAGAAAAUGGAAAAAUCUUUUUAUUUUUUUCGGUUAAUUCCCUGGGUAAAUUUUGUGGAAUUGCUCAAAUGAAAGAUGAAAUUGAUUUUAAUAAAACAUCUGAUAUUUGGAAUGAAAUUAGUAAAUGGAAAGGUGAAUUUCCAGUUGAAUGGAUUUCAAUUAAAGAUGUUCCAAAUAAAUAUUUUAAUCAUUUAAAAGUACCAAUGAAUGAAAAUAAACCAGUUACAAAUUCAAGAGAUACACAAGAAAUACCAUUUGAUGUUGGAAUAUCUAUGUUAAAGAUUAUAACAAGUUUUAAAGAAAAACCAUAA